This is a messenger RNA of Anopheles coustani, 2840 nucleotides long. RefSeq names its product ubiquitin thioesterase trabid (gene trbd). Gene Ontology annotation, cellular component: nucleus; cytoplasm. Gene Ontology annotation, molecular function: K63-linked polyubiquitin modification-dependent protein binding; cysteine-type deubiquitinase activity. Gene Ontology annotation, biological process: protein K29-linked deubiquitination; cytoskeleton organization; protein K33-linked deubiquitination. The record is from RefSeq and is a predicted model, not a curated record. The coding region runs from base 182 to 2548 and encodes 788 amino acids. NCBI's taxonomy places the organism in Eukaryota, Metazoa, Arthropoda, Insecta, Diptera, Culicidae. The transcript has 6 exons.
UUGUUGGGUGAAUAAUCCUCCAUUCGUUAGGGCGAGUUAUUUUUGCUCGCUACCAAAGUGUUCAGGAUCAUCGCUAGCGUGAAACCAGACGGAUUAAGAUACUUUACAAUCUAAGUGGAAAGGAGACCGUUACUUUCGGUAUUUGGCGGGGGGAAACGAGUGACGACAUCGAGUUGCUAUUAUGUCGGGUUCGUCAUCCACGAACGAGCAACAGGAACAAGAAUCGCCCCAACAGCAGCAACAAAAUCAGCGAGUGGAAGAUGCAACCCCGGAGGAGGAACACUGUUCGCAGUCGAAAUGGGUGUGCGAAUACUGUACAUACGAAAACUAUCCGCUCUCACUUAAAUGUACCAUGUGCAAGGGCCCAAAACCUCUGCUUAACGAGGAUAUAUUUCGCCUGAGCCCCACACAGCAGCUUUCCGCGACCAAACGCUCUAAUCCGAAUCUAGAGAGCAGUAUCGUUGCUACGACGACGACGACAACAGUCUCCGAGCAAGAAAGCAACCAGCGAUGGUCCUGCGUAGCUUGCACGUACUUUAAUCUUCCUCACACCAAACGAUGUCUGCAGUGCGAUACGAUACGCAAGGACGAUCCGGUGCCGGGACCAGCAGCAUCGUCACGUUCCGUCGGUGGGGGUUACAAACACCAGCAGCAGCAGCUUCAACAGGCGCAACAGCCAAAACCUUCACAACCCAGAGGGAAGCCCGAAUUCGACAGCAUCAGCGAGCAGCUAAAUGCGAUGAACAUUUGCCGAAGCGGUAGUUCCGAAGAAGAUACCACGGAUCUGUUAAUUCCCAGCAGUACCGGUGAGAACGGCCUUGUCGCGAAGCGCAACCGCAACAACUCACCGUCAUCCGCUGCAUACGGAUCUAGCUCGCGACCGACUACGACGACGAAUGCACUGGAAAAUGAGGCCCCGGCUGGGAGCUUUAAAAAGUCCUCCCCCGUCAACACUAUAGAGCGUGCCGGAGUAGCCAGUCCCCCGCACAAUGGAGGCAAAUGGUUCUGCUCCGUGUGCACUUACGAAAACUGGCCCAAGUCGCUAAAGUGUUCGAUGUGUUUGCAUUCUCGUGAGCCGACCGCGGGAAACGCUGGCGGGAAGAGUACUCCACUGGCCGCUAAAGCAUCACCGGAACAUGAUGAAAAUAGCAUCAAUCUUGCCAGCAACAUCAUGGUGAACAACAAACGAAAUCAACAGUUUGUUACGGAAGGCAAAAACAACAUGGACGUUUAUCAACAGGAGCGUCACUUGCGCCUACUGCGCCGACAGCCGGACUGGGACUGGUUGAAUGCGUGCAUCGGCAUCGCAGAGAACAACAUCGGUGCGGUCGAAGCGUACCUCGAUUGCGGCGGUGACCCGAGCCGGGCACUGACUCCGUCCGAGGUGCAUCUUCUCAGCCAGAACAACUGUGCAUUUGACGUCGGCCACACGCUGAUCCAUCUGGCCAUUCGGUUUCACCGGGAUGAAAUGUUGCCCCUGCUGUUGGCCCAAAUAUCCGGCUCCGGUCCCGGUAUCAAGCGGGUACCAUCGUACGUAGCUCCGGAUCUAGCCAGCGACAUAAGACGGCACUUUGCGCAAUCGCUACGUAUACGUAAAGCUUCGUUGAAUUGUCAGUACGUGAACGAGCAUGCGACGUUUUCGCUGCCGGCUGACAUCGAGGAGUUGCCUCUGGCCCUACAAGAGCAGCUGUACGAAGAGCUGCUCGACAAGGACGCUCAGAAGCAGCUAGAAAUGCCACCGCCAGCCCUUAACUGGUCGCUGGAAAUAACCGAGCGGCUCGGUUCCCGUUUGAUGGUGCUUUGGAAUCGUAGUGCUGGCGAUUGUCUGCUCGAUUCCGUGAUGCAAGCCACAUGGGGUGUGUUCGAUCGUGAUAACACACUGCGCCGUGCGCUGGCAGAUAGUUUGCAUCAGUGUGGUCAUAUAUUCUACCCACGCUGGAAGGAGAACGAGCUGUUCCAGGCGGCACUACUGCAAUACACAAUGGCCGAUCGGCAGCUGGAAGAGGACUGGAGCACGCUCCUGUCGCUCGCUAGUCACCCGGGUUCUUCACUAGAGCAGCUGCACAUUUUCGCCCUGGCGCACAUCAUGCGACGUCCCAUCAUCGUGUACGGCGUAAAGUACGUCAAGAGCUUCCGCGGCGAAGAUAUAGGAUACGCACGCUUCGAGGGCGUCUAUCUACCGCUCCUGUGGGAGCAGAGCUUCUGCAUUACGUCCCCCAUCGCGCUCGGUUACACGCGCGGUCACUUCAGUGCGCUCGUACCGACCGAACCGUACUCGCGCAUCGAUGCUACCCGAGACGACCGGGAAGAUAUCACCUUCCUACCGCUGAUGGACUGCGAGAUGAAGCUUCUACCGGUUCAUUUUCUGAACAAAAAUGAAAUUGGCCGUGAGGAAAUGCUCAUCCGGCAGUGGUUGGAAGUGUGCGAAACUGAGGGUGGUCUUCUGGUCGCACAGCAGAAGCUUCACAAACGUCCACUGUUGGUCGCUCAAAUGCUCGAAGAAUGGCUUAAUCACUAUCGGAGGAUAGCGAUCUCGAGGUUGUUUUAAAAAUGUGUUUAGUGUUAACGUAGUGCGAAAGAAAUUUCCGAGCAACGGAACGGUUCAAUUCCCCCCGUGUAACGCACGUUAUAGGCUUUUAAAUUUACCGUUUCGUUCUGUCAACUAACCCUCAAAUUAGGGUCCCCUUUUCCUCACAACGUUGUGCUUUGAUAAUGUAGAUUCACAGACGCUUAGCUCGCGACUAGGUUCUCUGUGAGUGUUUGGUGCUGCUCUUAUCAUCAGUGAUAAUUCGAGACAACCUUGAGCUUUUCUGUUUCACCGUGGAGGUAUUCCAUGUGUU